CAUCCAAAGAAGAAAAAAACUCAACGCGCACUGUGAUGACGUCAUUAACUUUUCUGGCCCACGUAAUUUGCAGUCAAACUAUGUUACUAAACGUUCAAGCUUGAAGAAGCAGAAAUUCAUUUUUUAAAGUCCACGAUGUCUUGGGUUAAGUCUGUACAGUACAGUGGAGAGGAUGUAUUUGACGAGGAUGCGGAUGAUAUUAAUUUACAGGACAAAGAAUGGAAGUACAAUAUGAAGAAACGUGUGAAGGACGGCUAUGUUGAUGGCAUCGACCAUGGAAAAGAAGCAUCACUCCAGCUUGGUUUCAACAUGGGAUACAGGGAAGGAGCUGCAAGCACCAUGGCCAUUGGGCAGCUAAAAGGAAUAAUAAGUGCUAUACAGUGCUGGUGCCAGCUCCAGAGACCAGACACCCCCACCUCAGUGACUGACCUCCUACAGCGGGUUGUAAAGCAUGAGGACUCUCUCAUGGAGGCAAUGAAGACGGUUUUGGAGAACCCCGUACCCAGCGUCAGUGACGUCUCGGAGAACAUGGAGGAUCUGGGGGUUGGAGAGGUUGAGUCAAGCUGCUGUGGAGGCGGGGGAUGCAGCAAGGGCUCAGACUGCUGUAGGAAAGACAGUGAUAUGGACAUUGGUCCCAUCUUGCCACAAAAGCCCCGUUUGAGCUUCACACUGCCCACAGACCCCUUUACCAUUACAGGGGAAAGUCUUGAGCAACUUCUACAGUGUUGCAUGGACAUAGUGUCUGAACUGGGUCUGCCCCAGGAACUGAUUCGGCAUCUACAGCAGCUGAAGAGUGCAACAGAGUGAAUGUUAGCUCAAAUGCAAAAAUAAUGCCACGGAAGACUGAACGGGUCAAUUUUUAAUUGAAUUUGUAAUAUGAUACUGUAUGUAAUACAUUAUUUACUAUACAUUAUUUUCUUAUAAUCCAAUUGCAAAUAUGCUACAGGAUAAGUUGAAUCCUUUUUCUAUAGUGCCUUUAUUCUAAAUAUUAAAAAGAUAGACUUGUAGUCUGCACAUGA
Salmo salar (Atlantic salmon) is the source of this 1019-nucleotide messenger RNA. RefSeq names its product OTU deubiquitinase with linear linkage specificity a (gene otulina). Lineage: Eukaryota; Metazoa; Chordata; Actinopteri; Salmoniformes; Salmonidae. The record is from RefSeq and is a predicted model, not a curated record.